Molecule: messenger RNA, 966 nt
Organism: Phytophthora infestans T30-4
Lineage: Eukaryota; Oomycota; Peronosporomycetes; Peronosporales; Peronosporaceae
Exons: 3
Coding region: 1-966 (321 amino acids)
Source: RefSeq, a predicted model, not a curated record
AUGCUUCUUUCAAGUUAUAUAUCAUCAUUGUACAAUCCAUUAGACUAUAUUGGCUCCUUUGACUAUCUAACUAUUAGUAUUGGAGAUUUACGAUAUAACAAGCGAAACGGUGUAAAUUACACUUCGGAUCUGUAUGUUUCGGGAAAUAUCUAUCAAAAUGGAACAAUGAUUGAUUUGAGUAUGCUGUCUGGUAUUACACCAGGAAUUGCUUCUGCUGGUAAGUUGAUUGCUGUUAAUUCAAAUAGAGACAUCACCAACAUUAAUAGUCUCUCAGCAUCGCAAUUAACUGGAACCAUACAGACAGCUUCACAACCAAAUAUCACAUCUCUGGGAACACUAUCAUCAACACUGAAUAUUAGUGGAUCUACCCCUAUAGCUUGUAAUAACUCCCUAUCGAGCAGCACAUGCUCAUUAUCUGUUGAUUCUGUAUCUGGAGAUCAGACAUUUGGCAGUACAACAGCGAAUAAGUUUCAUUUGAGAACAAAUGGAAAUAGAAAAAUAACGAUAGGAUCCACAGGUUUAGUAGGUAUUAAUAAUACUGCUCCUGCUAAGCAAUUAGAUAUCAUUGGAUUAACCUCUUUGACAAAUGCGCUAUAUCAAAUUAGUGAUGGAACAGUUCUAUAUCAGCAGUGGUUUGAUGGGACUCAAUGUUGUCUUCAAACAUUUAGCAAUCAUCCGCUAACUUUUGCCACGAAUAAUGCUUCAGUGCAAAUGUCAAUUUUAACGAAUGGAAAUGUAGCUGUUAAUAACACAUUGACAGCUACUAAUAUAACCGCUUCAACAUUAUAUGGAACACUUCAAACAGCUGCUCAGCCUAAUAUUACAUCGAUUGGAACUUUAGCGAUUCUUACGGCUACAUCAAUAACUGGAACGCUUCAAACAGCUGUUCAGCCUAAUAUUACCUCAAUCUAUAAAUGGUACUUCAACAUGUGCUCUUCUUUCAAACAAGUAAUACAGGAAGAAUGA